UCGCUCAUCGCUGAUACAUCCCACGCCACGACCUUCUGACCAACAAACAUUUGAAUUAAAAGAUAGAUAAGAGAGAUAAGCGCCCUUACAAAUUACCGGCUAAGAAUUAGUUGUACAUUCUAUAUUGGUAGUACAGCAGACAUCGAACCAUGUCGAAAAACGAUGAAUUCACAUUUCGGCGUGCCAAAGUGGAGGACAUCAAAGAUGUCUUAGGAAUGAUCCAGGAACUGGCGGACUUUGAAAAGAUGAGCAAUGGCCCACAGCUGACGGAGGAGGUUCUCAUACGUGAUGCAGGACUCUCGGGUGGAGAGGAAUGCUGUGAAGUCUAUGUGCUCAUGGACAAUGCCACCAACCUGGCCAUUGGCUAUUCGAUUUGCUACAAGGCCUAUUCCACCUGGCAGGGACGCUAUUUCUUUGUGGAGGACAUCUACGUGAAGCCGGAGCAUCGCAAGCGGGGCGCUGGCAGGCGCAUCUUCCUCGAGGUGUCUGCCCGUGCCGUGGAGUUGAGGUGCCCGCGCCUGGAGUUCAAUGUGCUCGAAUGGAAUCCCGCUCGCAAGUUCUACGAGAGCUUGGGCGCCGUAGAUUUGACUGCUCGAGAGGGCUGGCACUACUACCGCGUGGAGGAGCAGCAGCUGUCCAAGCUGGCCAGCGAUUUGUCCUGCUCCAAGUCUUGAUUUUAUGUUGUUUUUGGUUUUGUUUUUUACUUUUAUAAUAUAAAUAAUACUUCAGACCCCACCCCGGGCCA
Drosophila obscura is the source of this 745-nucleotide messenger RNA. Its product is annotated as thialysine N-epsilon-acetyltransferase. Bases 150 to 674 code for a protein of 174 amino acids. The transcript is spliced from 4 exons. The record is from RefSeq and is a predicted model, not a curated record. NCBI's taxonomy places the organism in Eukaryota, Metazoa, Arthropoda, Insecta, Diptera, Drosophilidae. Gene Ontology annotation, molecular function: N-acetyltransferase activity.